GAAGCCGCCGCGCACCCAGCCUGCUCUGCACUCAGCGAGACGUAGCGCAUGCGCUCUCAGAACGCCCGGAUUUCCUGUCCGCGGUCAUCGCUUCCGGCGGGGAAGGUCUGAGGCGGGACUUAGGUCUCGCAAGUUCCUUGGGAGUUGUUUUCCAAGCGGCGGGGAAGGCCCCGAGUGAGGCAGGGUUGGCUGGCGCUUGCUGGGGCUUAUGGCUGCCUCCGGGAAGCUCAGCACUUUCCGUCUCCCGCCAUUGCCCUCGAUUCGAGAAAUCAUUAAGUUGUUCAGACUGCAAGCAGCGAAGCAGCUAUCACAGAAUUUCCUCCUGGACUUGAGGCUGACAGAUAAAAUUGUAAGGAAAGCCGGCAAUCUGACAGAUGCUUAUGUUUACGAAGUCGGCCCUGGGCCAGGGGGUAUCACAAGAUCCAUUCUCAAUGCCAGUGUUGCUGAACUUCUGGUGGUUGAAAAGGACACUCGAUUUAUUCCUGGAUUGCAGAUGCUUUCUGAUGCAGCACCUGGGAAGCUGAGAAUUGUUCAUGGAGAUGUAUUGACAUUUAAAGUAGAAAAGGCUUUUCCAGAAAGUCUUAAAAGACCCUGGGAAGAUGAUCCUCCAAAUGUACAUAUUAUUGGAAAUCUGCCUUUUAGUGUUUCAACUCCACUGAUUAUCAAGUGGCUUGAAAGCAUGUCUUGUAGAGAUGGACCUUUCGUUUAUGGCAGAACUCAGAUGACUUUGACUUUUCAAAAGGAAGUGGCAGAGAGACUUGCAGCCACUACAGGAAGCAAACAGCGUAGUCGCCUCUCUGUUAUGGCUCAGUACCUCUGCAAUGUUCGACACAUCUUUACUAUUCCAGGACGAGCUUUUGUCCCCAAACCAGAGGUAGACGUGGGUGUGGUGCACUUCACUCCCUUAAUACACCCCAAGAUACAGCAGCCGUUCAAGCUGGUGGAAAAAGUUGUCCAGAAUGUAUUUCAGUUCCGAAGGAAAUACUGCCAUCGAGGGCUCGGAAUGUUAUUCCCUGAAGCGCAGCGCUUGGAAAGCACGGGCAGGCUGUUAGAGCUGGCAGACGUGGACCCCACUCUUCGGCCCCGCCAGCUCUCCAUCCCACAAUUUAAGAGCCUCUGUGAUGUAUACAGAAGAAUGUGUGAUGAAGACCCACACCUCUUUGCAUAUAAUUUCAGAGAAGAACUCAAGCAAAGAAAAAGCGAAAAGAAAGAAGAAGAUAAUGAGAGUCACAGACUCUAGCCACCGCCUGGGGGUGAGCAGCCUACAGGAUGUCAGUUUUCACCACAUGGAGCUUCUUAUAUAUGGGUACUUUUUUGUCUUUACAGAAUGACAAUAAAAAUGCCAGUGACCAGAGGUGACUUACUUUCCUUUUACUAUACAGCUUGGCAGAGAAAAUAAAUAUCAUCAAAUAAGGUACA
Callithrix jacchus (white-tufted-ear marmoset) is the source of this 1419-nucleotide messenger RNA. RefSeq names its product transcription factor B1, mitochondrial (gene TFB1M). Gene Ontology annotation, molecular function: mitochondrial transcription factor activity; rRNA (adenine-N6,N6-)-dimethyltransferase activity. Gene Ontology annotation, cellular component: mitochondrial matrix. Gene Ontology annotation, biological process: transcription initiation at mitochondrial promoter; rRNA methylation. Lineage: Eukaryota; Metazoa; Chordata; Mammalia; Primates; Cebidae. The record is from RefSeq and is a predicted model, not a curated record.